Puccinia graminis f. sp. tritici CRL 75-36-700-3 is the source of this 159-nucleotide messenger RNA. RefSeq lists its product as uncharacterized. The coding region runs from base 1 to 159 and encodes 52 amino acids. The transcript has a single exon. The record is from RefSeq and is a predicted model, not a curated record. NCBI's taxonomy places the organism in Eukaryota, Fungi, Basidiomycota, Pucciniomycetes, Pucciniales, Pucciniaceae.
AUGCUUCUGGUGUUGACCAGCACCGUUGCCUUAUCUGUCGCUAUCAGUACGGCGUUUCCGGUCUUGAUACCAGUGCCGAUAACUUGUUAUCGGCCCGGCAACGCCGAUACACCAAGAUUCAUCGUAAUUUUGAGCCGAUUCGGCCCAUUUUUAGGUUAA